Molecule: messenger RNA, 2029 nt
Organism: Elgaria multicarinata webbii
Lineage: Eukaryota; Metazoa; Chordata; Lepidosauria; Squamata; Anguidae
Gene: SLC37A2
Product: solute carrier family 37 member 2
Exons: 19
Coding region: 66-1583 (505 amino acids)
Biological process (GO): glucose-6-phosphate transport; phosphate ion transmembrane transport
Cellular component (GO): endoplasmic reticulum membrane
Molecular function (GO): glucose 6-phosphate:phosphate antiporter activity
Source: RefSeq, a predicted model, not a curated record
GCCCCAAGCUUCGAACCCGGCCGGAGAGGAGCGACCAUCGCGCCCGCUGCCCGCGCUCACCAGCCAUGCGAGCCAUCCCCGCACCCGGGAUCCGCUUCCUUCGCUCUUUCUCCAGGGACAGCUGGUUCCGGGGGCUGAUCCUUGUGCUGACGUUCCUCUGCUACUCCACUUUCCAUCUGUCUCGGAAGCCCAUUAGCAUUGUGAAGAGUGAACUGCAUUAUAACUGUUCCUCACGGAAACCCAAUCCAAUCAAUGGUUCAAACAGCACCACAUGGUGUGACUGGAAACCUUUCGAUCAGGACAACUACAAGGAGCUGUUUGGAGCCUUGGAUAAUGCUUUCCUCGUUGCUUACGCCAUUGGAAUGUAUAUCAGUGGGAUUUUUGGUGAGCGCCUCCCCUUGCGGUACUACCUGUCUGGAGGCAUGGUGCUAAGUGGGCUGUUCACGUCCUUAUUUGGCCUGGGCUACUUCUGGGACAUCCACCAACUUUGGUACUUCGUGCUUGUACAGAUCCUCAAUGGCUUGGUGCAGACAACCGGAUGGCCAUCAGUGGUGACAUGCGUUGGCAACUGGUUUGGAAAGGGGAAACGAGGCUUGAUCAUGGGCAUCUGGAAUUCACACACCUCUGUAGGGAACAUCUUGGGGUCCUUGAUUGCCGGUACCUGGGUUUCAACCGCGUGGGGCCUGUCAUUCAUCGUGCCUGGGAUCAUCAUAGCCACCAUGGGCGUCAUGUGCUUCUUGUUCCUCAUUGAAUAUCCAGAAGAUGUCGACUGUAGCCCACCUCUCCAUCAUGCUACUGAUUCGGAUGAGAAAGGCCUCGAGGCAGAACAUUCCAUCAGCGACGGCAGCCUGAACGUCUCCACCCACAGCCGGGAAAACAUCAUUGACGUGGCAGAAAGCACCAAAGAGCCCAAAGAGGACCGGGAAGCCAUCAGUUUCAUUGACGCUCUCAGGAUACCGGGAGUGGUGGAAUUCUCCUUUUGCCUCUUGUUUGCCAAACUCGUCAGUUACACUUUCCUCUACUGGCUGCCUCUGUACAUCGUGAAUGUGGCUCAUUUCACUGCGAAAAAGGCCGGAGAUAUGUCCACUCUCUUCGAUGUUGGCGGCAUUGUUGGAGGCAUCAUGGCCGGUCUCAUCUCUGACUACACCGGUGGCAGGGCCACCACGUGCUGCUCGAUGCUUAUUUUGGCUGCUCCCAUGCUUUACGUGUACAACUACGUCGGCCAGAAUGGACUAGCCACGUCAAUAGUCAUGCUAAUUAUCUGCGGCGCCCUCGUUAAUGGGCCUUAUGCUCUCAUUACGACGGCAGUAUCAGCUGACUUGGGCACUCAUGAAAGUCUCCAGGGAAAUUCAAAAGCCCUCUCCACCGUUACAGCCAUCAUUGAUGGGACUGGAUCUGUAGGUGCUGCUCUUGGACCCCUCCUAGCAGGUGUGAUCUCUAGCACCGGCUGGGACAACGUCUUCUACAUGUUGAUAUCAGCAGAUGUGCUGGCUUGCCUACUCCUUUCACGAGUAGUAUUCAAAGAAAUGCGAGGAUGGUGUGGCUGCUACACAAGGAAAAGAGGGUCAGACACCACUUUUUGAGUAGGCAUGCUCUGGGGCCAUAAGUCACGCUUUAAAGAAUUUUGACGUGACCCACAUGACCGGAGGAGCCCGUCGAGGUUAACAGGGAGGAGCGUUGCCAAGAGGGUUGGUUUCGUUGCCCCACCACCACUUCUGCCCAUCCCCACCGGGUCACGGUGGGAGGAAUUAAUGAAGCUGAAAUGGAACGUGCUCCAGAAACAACGGAACUCUCUUCCAAGACACCAGCCAAUGUGAUCGAUCACCAGCUGCACUUUUAUGUCUUUUGUUUUUAAAUGGCCAUCAGAGGGGAGCAGGGAAAAACACUGAUGCAGCGAAGCCAAAGGCAAAAGGAAGCGGUUUACUUGGGGUCCAUGUGAAGUCCCAAAGCCUCCGUUUCAUAUCACUUGCCAGUUGCAUCCCUUUUGUUACUGCUCGUUUUUUUAUUAUUAAAAAAUGGUGCGGAACCA